Molecule: messenger RNA, 321 nt
Organism: Auanema sp. JU1783
Lineage: Eukaryota; Metazoa; Nematoda; Chromadorea; Rhabditida; Rhabditidae
Source: the annotation of a GenBank genome assembly
AUGAAACUUCAAGUUACAAUUCUUUUGUGCUUAUGCCUUGCCAGUUCGUCUUCUCUCCGUCAAUGGCCAAGAUUUUGUGGAUCUCGUCUGACUAAAUUUCUUGCUGAACAAUGCCCACAAGCAACUAUGGAAUGCCCCGAAACAGAUGAUGAAGAACUUAGUCUAGUCUCACAAGUCGUUGAUUGUUGUCUGAAGCCAUGCAGUAUCGAAGCAGUUCGCCAACUCUGUUGCACCUACGCCAAGGAGCAGAUGGGAGCUGCAAAGCCCGUAAAAUUUACUGCAAGUGACAUCUAUAUGCUGAAGGAAGGAACUAAUUCUUGA